AUGCAGCUGGAUGAUUGCUGGAUCCAGGGACUUCUCUAUUCCCAGUACUUCUUGUGCUGCGUUCCCAGCAGAUACCUCACGGCGGAUGGCCUGCGUUUACCCGACUGCUGGCAUCAUGGCUGGGCGCGCCAUUCACGUGGGCUGUGUUGCAGCCAUGAUCGAUUCCAAAAGAUGGAGGAAAAAGCGACAGCUCUGACAGAGAAUGAUACACCUUCGUGCGCCAAUGCGGAGGAGCAGAUCGUAAACUACGUUCAGGACUCGGCAGAAAGGCUAUUUUAUCUUGGGGAAGCCUUUGGAGACGAAGCGGUCGAGCAGCGACUCAUAGACAAGGCUGAUGAUACCUAUGAGGCGUGCCCCGUUGCUUUGCUGCUUGCCUUGGCGGCUCGGGUCUGUCGCUUGAAACAGGCUCGACAGACCGAUGCGGCAGAUGUAGCGUACCACAUCUACGAGUUCUGGAACUGCUUGGUUUGGAGCCAGACCUUGGCAUGGUCCAACAUCAUCGAUCCCAGGGUGCGUUCAUCACUGCAUGCAGCUGCUGCCUACGUGCAGCUGAUGAAUGCAAUGGUGUCUCACCCACAAGAAACUUGCCAUAGCUUUGCCACCAACAUGGCCAUCAUGCUGAACGAUGCAGCUGGACUGUCCUUAACCACAUCGAAAUCGACAGGGAGGAAUCUGAUUGCGUAUCCAGAUGUGGCGCGAACUGCUUUGGUUCUUGGCUCUCAAGGAGAUCUCUUGGCACCAGAAAAGGACUGCCUGACAGCCCUUGCCCUGGCGCAUGCCUUCAAUGCUCGGCGCUUCCUGGAUAUUCGCCAUGACCUGGCGCUGCUGCACAUGCGCAAAGCUUUGGAGGUGGAACGAGCUGCUUUGGAUGGUUUUCCUCGACUUGGGGCAGGCAUCGAAUUUCCCGGCGUUUGGAAGACCUACGAAACACUUCAGGGAGGGCUUCAGGUGCAGUGGCGAUGGCACUUGGAAGCUGACCAACUGCCGGAGUCACCUGGGCUCAGCCCGUUGUCGCUCUGGGACCCCGAGCUGACGCCCACCUUCUCGGCCAGGGAAAUCUCUAUGGAAAAGACGAGGAUCGAUGACAACUACUGGAACCCAGAGAUCAAUCUGACAACCCACCGGGUGACACCUGACAAUGUAGUCGAGCUGCUCCAACGCUACGCCACCCCGUUGGACUUCGAUGUUCUAUCACUGGACACCGAUGGAAACCAAUGGUUGCUGUGGAUGCAGCUCAGCAGGAAUGGCUUCCGUCCCAAGAUUGUGGUGGUGGAGUAUGAUGAGGAGAUCCCUUAUGACCAAGAUCUAGCGAUUCGAUAUUCGCCUUUUCCCAUUCACCAACUCUGUUUGGUGAAGGCUGCCCGUCAUCCCUGGUUGUUUGGUGCCAGCUUAACGGCCAUGCGAAAUUUGGGUCUCCAGUUGGGCUACACCUUGGUGCACCUUUCAGACGUGGACUUGACCUUCGUGCGCCGGGACUUGUUAGUCGAACGAGAUUUGCGCUUCCCGGCACAAGAUGAUCCAGCUGGAUUGUGUGCAUUGGCUCGCCAUCAGGCGCCCAAGCUACGGCCGUUGCAUUGCACCAAAGAGUGGCCAAAGACGCCACCCCCGCAGGAGCUGCUCACAACAGCCACUGCAGCCUUGGCCGGAGACUUUCGGUUGCAGAACGACUGGCCAAUUGAGCGCGUUCUGAAUACCUUCUGCUACCAGAUGGUGCGUCGCUAUACCAAGCAGCUCAAGCGCCAACCGCCAGGUUUGGCCAGGCCCAAAAAUCUCUCAGCUUUCUGUUUGGACUUUUGGAUUCCCUUUGCCGCAGUGCAAGGUAGCCACCCUGCGCCCCAAGCGGCAGAUGUAGCGGGUGCCCGACAUUUGCAGGACUGUGAAGUGAUUGGCUGGGCGGAACUUUGUGAACGGAAAAAACUGAUGUCAGGGUCGUGCUUUCAACUUGAGCCCACCGCGGCAGCUCCAGAGUGCAAGCUGCAGGGGCCCUAUGGGGCACCUGCGCAGCUGCGGCCAGCGGCUGCGGGGAUUUUGACCUUGACAUCCGGGGAGCUACACAUCACUGGGACACUGAACUUUGCAGAUGCUCACGUGGAAGCAUGGCAUGAAGGUCCAUCCGAUCCAAACUCUACUGCAACUGGUGGCGCCUUUUUCAGCGAGGGGUCAUUCACUCUGACGAGAUCCCAUCUGACAGCUCCUUGGAUAUCAUUUUGGAUGCAUCGUGAGAAUUCAACGAUGCUCAUCCAGAACGCCAGAUGCAGCAAGAACGGUGGUGGCUUCUACACGGAGGGACGCUUGCUGGUGACCAACAGCUCAGUUGUCAGCCUUCAGAAUGUGACCGCUGGCCGUCAUGGUGGAGGUUUCAUUGCUUUUGGGCAGGUUGAGAUAGCUGAAAACUCGACCGUCAAAAUUUCCAACAGCCGCGCUGAAACAGGAGAUGGAGGAGGUUUUGACGCUGAAAAGGGAUUGAAGCUGUUGACGGGCUCAAGACUCAUCAUUCGCAAUGCGACAGCUGGAAGGGAUGGAGGAGGAUUCUAUUCCAAAGGCAAGGCCUUGAUCAGCAGUUCUACAGUCAGCAUCCAAAAUGCCAGGGCCCAGCAGCAUGGUGGAGGUUUUAUUGUUGAGGAGCUUGUCAUUGAUGAAAUGUCAAGCGUCAGCAUUUCCAGCUCAAGAUCAGCAGAGCAGGGCGGAGGCUUCCAGACGGAUGGACGCUUGCUGGUGACCAACAGCUCAGUCGUCAGCCUUGAGAAUGUGACCGCUGGAAGUCAUGGAGGAGCUUUCACUGCCCUUGGAGAGGUUGAGAUAGCCGGGAACUCAACUGUAAACAUUUCCAACAGCCGCGCUGAAACAGGAGAUGGAGGAGGUUUUGACGCUGAAAAGGAAUUGAAGCUGUUGACGGGUACAAGACUCAUCAUUCGCAAUGUGACAGCUGGAAACCAUGGAGGAGGAUUCUAUGCCAAGGGGGGCGCUUUGAUCAGCUGUUCCACAGUCAGCAUCCAAAAUGCCACGGCCCGGCAGUAUGGUGGAGGCUUUGCGGCAAUUGACGACGUUGUUAUUGACGGGAUGUCAAGAGUCAGCAUUUCCGAUUCAAAAUCCAGAUGGGGCGGAGGCUACCAUACAGACGGUCGCUUGCAGGUGACCAACAGCUCAGUCGUCAGCCUUCAGAAUGUGACCGGUGGAAGUCAUGGAGGAGCUUUCACUGCCCUUGGAGAGGUUGAGAUAGCACACUCAACAAGCAACAUGUCCAACAGCCGUGCCGAAUCAGCACACGGAGGAGGUUUUUACAUUGAAAAAAGCUUAAAGCUGUUGACAGGCGCAAGACUCAUCAUUCGGAAUGCGACAGCUGGAAGCCAUGGAGGAGGAUUCUAUGCCAAGGGGAGGGCUUUGAUCAGCCGUUCCACAGUCACCAUCCAAUAUGCCACGGCCCGGAUGUUUGGCGGAGGUUUCCGCACAAUUGAUGAGGUUGUCAUUGAUGAGAUGUCAAGCCUCAGCAUUUCUGAUUCAAGAUCGGCAGAAGAACAGGGUGGAGGCUUCAGCACCGACCGACACUUGCAGGUGACCAAUGGCUCAAUCGUCAGCCUUGAGAAUGUAACCGCCCUAGGCGCUGGAGGAGGUUUCAAGUGCGGUGGUGGGGUUGAGAUAGCUGAAAACUCGAUUGUCAAAAUUUCCAACAGCCGCGCUGAAACAGGAGAUGGAGGAGGUUUUGAGGCUGAAAAGGGGUUGAAGCUGUUGACGGGCUCAAGACUCAUCAUUCGCAAUGCGACAGCUGGAAACCAAGGAGGAGGAUUCUAUGCCAAGGGGAGGGCUUUGAUCAGCCGUUCCACAGUCACCAUCCAAUAUGCCACGGCCCGGAAGUUUGGGGGAGGUUUUAUCACAAUUGAUGAGGUUGUCAUUGAUGAGAUGUCAAGCCUCAGUAUUUCCGAUUCAAGAUCGGCAGAAGAACAGGGUGGAGGCUUCAACACCGACCGACGCUUGCAGGUGACCAACAGUUCAGUCGCCAGCCUUCAGAACGUGACCGCGCAAAAAAUUGGAGGAGGCUUCAAGUGUCUUGGAGAGGUUGAGAUAGUUGGGAACUCGACGAUCAGCAUUUCCAACAGCCGCGCUGAAACAGGAAAUGGCGGAGGUUUUGACGCUGAAAAGGGAUUGAAGCUGUUGACGGGCUCAAGACUCACGAUUCGGAAUGCGACAGCUGGAAGUUUUGGAGGAGGAUUCUAUGCCAAAGGCAAGGCCUUGAUCAGCAGUUCUACAGUCAGCAUCCAAAAUGCCAGGGCCCAGCAGCAUGGUGGAGGUUUUAUUGCAAUUGAGGAGCUUUUCAUUGAUGAGAUGUCAAGCGUCAGCAUUUCCAGCUCAAGAUCAGCAGAGCAGGGCGGAGGCUUCCAGACGGAUGGACGCUUGCUGGUGACCAACAGCUCAGUCGUCAGCCUUGAGAAUGUGACCGCUGGAAGUCAUGGAGGAGCUUUCACUGCCCUUGGAGAGGUUGAGAUAGCCGGGAACUCAACUGUAAACAUUUCCAACAGCCGCGCUGAAACAGGAAAUGGAGGAGGUUUUGACGCUGAAAAGGGAUUGAAGCUGUUGACGGGUACAGGACUCAUCAUUCGCAAUGCGACAGCUGGAAAUUAUGGAGGAGGAUUCUAUGCCAAGGGGGGCGCUUUGAUCAGCUGUUCCACAGUCAGCAUCCAAAAUGCCACGGCCCGGCAGUAUGGUGGAGGCUUUGCGGCAAUUGACGACGUUGUUAUUGACGGGAUGUCAAGAGUCAGCAUUUCCGGUUCAAAAUCGAGAUGGGGUGGAGGCUACCAUACAGACAGACGCUUGCACGUGGCCAACAGCUCAGUCGUCAGCCUGCAGAAUGUGGCCACUGGAAGUCAUGGAGGAGGUUUCGUGGCGCUGGGUGAGGUUGAGAUAGCUGGGAACUCGACGAUCAACAUUUCCAACAGCCGCGCUGAAUCAGGAAAUGGAGGAGGCUUUCGCGCUGAAAAGGGCUUGAAGAUGUCCACUGGCUCAACUCUCAUCAUUCGAAAUUCGACUGCCGGAAAGUCUGGAGGAGGCUAUUAUGUUAACGGGAGAAUAUUGAUCAGUAGUUCCACAGUUCGCAUUCAAGAUGCCACAGCCAGGCAGAGUGGUGGAGGGUUUACUGCUGAAGGAGUCGCAGUUAUCCAGGAUUCUACAGUGGCCUUGUUCAGCGCCCAUGCAUCAGCAGAUGGUGGUGCCUUUUCCGUGUUUGGUUUGACUUUGCGCAGAAGUUCAAUGUCCAUCGGCAACUCCACUGCACUCGGAUCAGGCUCUGCUGGACUUGUAGAUGGUCAAGUGCUUAUUUCGUCACAGUCCAACUUGGUGGUUAAAGAUGUGCAAGGUCUCGACAACUCCAGCGUGCUGGCAGCAAGCUGCCUCCACCUGCGUGAUCGGUCGCAGGUUCUUUUUGAAGGUGUCGUCGGCGGUCAUGGGGUGGAACUGCAAAACAGUGGGUGCUCCGCUCUUUGCUCAAACAGAACGUUCUAUGUCGAAGCGGAUGCAGGCCUCAACGCCAGUGGUCGCUUGAGCUCAGGUUUUCUUUCCCUUGCAGCCUGCCCGAAGGAGAAGGUACGUCUCUCAGGGAUCCAUUUGCGCUCCUGGUCCAGCGCGUUGCUCAGCACCCGCCCAAGCUCUGUGGUGGUCGACCAAGUGAGUGUCGACUAUGAACCACCGGUCAACAACUUGCAGGUCCUGGCUGCCAAGGAUGGGCUGGAGGGUGUCAGUGUCAGUGUCAUUGCAUAUCUGCAAACCGGUGUCGAACGGCUUCUUCCAAGUCCGGCAGAGAAGGAGAAGGAGGAGAAGGACGGCUUCGAGAUCGAGUCGUUGGCCGCUUCCUGCCCGAACUGCACCUGGGGCAUCACUUUCAACGCCACGAAGGACGGAACUCUCAAAGCCGUGAGCCCUGAAUACUUUUGGUGCCCCAUGACAGCCGCAGCGUCGAAAGGCUUGACGCAACGUUGCCAGUGUUCCAAUUACCAGAUUGCAACUCAGCGCUUCCGCGAUGUCGAUAUGGUGCCCUUGGAAAGCAUUUUCCAGACGUGCAUGUUCUGCAAGCCCCACUUCCACUUUCAGAAUGGCGAUUGUCCGAAGUGUGGAAUCUUCAAUGCUUGGUCUGACGGGAAGAAGGAUGUUUGUCACGUUCUGCCACGCAAGAAGACGGAACUUAUCACACUCUUGACUGGUGGAGCCGUCGUUGUCAUUUUGACCUUCCUUGCCUUUGAGAUUUUGCACGCUCCUUUGAUGAUCCUCGAUGCGAAGUCAGAUUUGGCAGAUCCAGCACAAGCUGAGAGCAAGAGGACUUUCACACUUUCAGUCCAAGGCCCUAUCGUUGAUCUUCACAAAAACUUGUCUCGACUAGUGCACCAGCGGGUGCGUUAUCGGGCAAAGGGAACAGGGCUGAUAUGGCUAGACUACGAUCAGAAGAAGUGCAAUGCAAUCAAAGUUCACAAUAUUGCACGCAGAAAGCUUUUGCUGCAAGACACGAACCCACCGUUUGAUUGCGCUUCGUGCAAGGGCUCUUUGCACGCCGCUGAUUUUGUUUACUUGCUCGGAUUGCUCACUGCAUGCAUAUCAGUGACGGCAAUGCUACCUGUCAUCAUCAAGGUGGCAAUCAUAUCCGAAAACAGUGUGGGACAUGUUUUCGUCACCGCAAUUUAUGUGGCACUUCCUCUGGUUGCUGUUGCUGCACUGCUGCAUUUUCCAGUGGCAUGGCUGAUCCAACGGCAAUAUCGUAGAACGCCAUUUUCGGAGGCUUUGGAUGAGUACCGGAAGAAGGUCGACUGCACGCCGUUCACGGAGCCUGAUGCAGCCCAUCCUCGCAACCAGGGCUUGCAGGUUCUGACUUUACGAGGUUUGUGGAAGCACUUUGAGAGUUUUAUUCUGGAGCGCAAUAUGCACUUUGUGGUUGCCAACAUGGUGACGCCUCUGACACAAAGCAAAGGAGUUUCCUUUGUAACUCUUUGGGGUGGCAGGCGGGUAGACUAUUUUGUGUCCCAUUCCUGGGGCACCAGCUUUCCGCACUUUGUGCAGUCCAUCCAGUGCCAUGCUCUGUCCAAAGAGGGCCCCACUUCUUGGGUCGAUGCAGCAUAUUGGAUUUGCUCGUUUGCGAACAACCAGUGGAACAUUGGAGCCGACUUGGGAAAUGAUCCCAUGGAGAGCGCCUUUGCGCGAACAUUGACUGCGGGAAUCAAAGGAGUUGCGAUGGUCUUGGACCAGGAAGUGCAGCCUCUCACAAGAGUUUGGUGUCUGUUCGAAUUUCUGCUGUCCAGCCGUGAGAACUUGGAGCUGGUGUUCGUCACCAACGCUGGCGUGAUAGGUGAUGAUGGCUGCAGUUCCUUUGACAUUGCGCUGGAGGUGGGUAAGAAGAUCAAGUCUCUGCAAGUUGUCACGUGUGGGGCAUCCUCUGAGAAAGACAAGAAAGACAUCUUCGAUUACAUCAUCUCCGAGUUGGGAAGCCUUGAGCGAAUGGAUGAGCAAAUCCGAGCACUGAUGGCUGAAAUGUUGAUGCGAAAUUUGGCCAACGUGGAAAAAGCAACUGGAAGUCUUGUGGACAGCCUGGGCCGAGGCAGCGCAACAGUCGUAAGCCUCAAUGACAAGAGUUUUAAGUCACUUGUUGCUUCCGGAAAGCGUCAGAUCUUUUCCAUGUAGACAAUUUUGUACAUGCUGUGAGCACGCACAAGGCCGUGACUCGUCUGACCGAGCUGACCCACAGCUAUCAGC
Messenger RNA from Cladocopium goreaui, 7725 nucleotides. NCBI's taxonomy places the organism in Eukaryota, Dinophyceae, Suessiales, Symbiodiniaceae. The record is from the annotation of a GenBank genome assembly.